AUGAAUACUCGCACAGCACUUUACACCGGUGGUUGCCAAUGCGGUGCUAUUCGUUAUUCCAUCUCUGCACCUUCUGUUCAGUCUCUUACUGUGUGCCAUUGUCGAAUGUACUUUCAAUGGACACGUGGCUCCAUCGCUUCAUUUGAAAGUUCAUCGCUCGCUCGACGUAUCUUCUGUGCUCAGUGUGGUACUCCUCUCGCAUAUCAAUCUAAAGAGAAACCCUUAAUCGAUGUAUGUCUUGGCACGUUUGAUCAACCAAAGCAAUUUGGUAAACCAAAAAUGCAGAUAGGAGUGGAAAGUUGUCUUGGUGAAUGGGCUUUGGUUCAAGAUGCUAUCAAGAUGACAACUGAUCAGUUAAUUUCGGACGCUAUCGUGAGUUAUCAGCAUCCAGAUAAAGAUACAGACGAUAUAAGAUGGCAGCACAUGUGA
Messenger RNA from Adineta ricciae, 429 nucleotides. The record is from the annotation of a GenBank genome assembly. Lineage: Eukaryota; Metazoa; Rotifera; Eurotatoria; Adinetida; Adinetidae.